AUGGGUGCGGCCCGCGGCGCCUGCACGUGCCCCGGGCGCUCGCAGAGACCCGGAGAUGGAGGCCUUUGCAGGCGGCAGGCGGCGAGGAGUGCCAGGAGUGGCACUCUGAGUGCCCUCUGUGCCCUCUUCGUCUUGGCCGCGGCAGCGGGUUCGGCCUUCGUCCCUGGCCAUGUCGGCCAUGGAUGCUCGCGGCAGCCCCUGGGGGUCACAACGCGGCAUGCGCAGGAAGGCAAGAAGUCGACGAAGUCCAGGUCGGAAGACUACGACCAAUACGACUGGCAGCGCGUCUCAGGAUCCUCCAGGAAUGCGCAGGAGGUCCUGCCCGACUUGGCAGACUUGCCUGACCUGCCAGACUUUGGUGAGGAGGAGGAGGAGGAUAGCAGUGCGGAAGGAGAGGUGAAAGCACAGGUCAAGGUGCGCGAGGUCCUGCCUGACCUCCCUGGCAUUGACGACGACCUGCUCCCGCCAGGGCCGAACCCGUGGUCCGAUGGCGGCCUGGGCUUUCUGGAGUGGACGGGCAUCUGGGCUGGUCUGCUGACGGUCGUGUUGGCUGUGGGUGCCGGGGGCUCCUGGAUCAUCGCCAGGUUGCAGCUCGAGCCGGAGGUAGCUGGCCAGCUGUUGGACUUCCUCAAACCCUUACUCAACGUCUACCAGCUUCUUUUCCUGGCAAGGGUCUUGCUAGCGCAGUUUCCGAAGCUCGACACCACGGAGUGGCCCUACGCCAUUGUCCACUACCCCACGGAGUUCGUCCUGGGCCCCACGCGCAUGAUCCUGAAGCCGGAAGCUGGGGUCGAUGUGUCGCCUUUUGUUUGGCUUCUCUUCACGUCCCUGGUGGCGGAGUUGCUCACGGGCUCGUUCGGCAUCCUCCAGAUGGUCAAGGAUUCCUCACGCUCGCGACUGGGAGAUUCAGUGAUGAGCAUUCGGUAA
This is a messenger RNA of Symbiodinium natans, 927 nucleotides long. Lineage: Eukaryota; Dinophyceae; Suessiales; Symbiodiniaceae. The record is from the annotation of a GenBank genome assembly.